AUGUCCGCCCUCCUCUACAUCCUCACAACCAUAGCCUCUCCCUUCCUAACAUCAACAACCUACAACGUCUGGUACGACACCGUCCACAUCCCCGAACUCCUUUCGAUCCCAGGCGGUCCCAACGCAGCGCAUCGCUACAAGUCCACAAAUCCCGAGAAUAGAAAAUGGCACUUCUUAACGCUCUACCCGCUGAAUGACAUUGCAUUUACGGGGAAUCCGACGAUUCGGGAACGCGUCUCGUCGCAUCAUCCUGUGCUUCCGGAGGGGAAGUCGAUUUGGGAGUUGAUUGUGUUGGAGGGGAGGGAUUAUGUUGCUGCUGGUGAUGGGAAAGAGUUAAAGGGAGGGAAGAAGUGGGUUGUUACUGUGGAAGUUGAUGGAGGAGAGGAGAGUGUGAAGGAGUUGUUAGAUGGUGCGGAGGGGUAUGCGCGGUAUAGGAUCCAUCGAGCACCGACUGCGAUGGCUGGUGCUGAUACUCCAGAGAUUGCUGUGCCAAGGGAGCUUGUGAUAUACGAGCUGGACAGGGAAGAAGACAUCGAGCCACUCAUCAAUACCCUGCACAAAACCUCGGAAUCUCUCCAAAUCAAUAUACAAUGUUCGUCCUGGGAAUCUAUCUAA
Aspergillus chevalieri is the source of this 615-nucleotide messenger RNA. RefSeq lists its product as uncharacterized. The record is from RefSeq and is a predicted model, not a curated record. The transcript has a single exon. Lineage: Eukaryota; Fungi; Ascomycota; Eurotiomycetes; Eurotiales; Aspergillaceae. Bases 1 to 615 code for a protein of 204 amino acids.